This is a messenger RNA of Austrofundulus limnaeus, 939 nucleotides long. Its product is annotated as olfactory receptor 52B2-like. Gene Ontology annotation, molecular function: odorant binding; olfactory receptor activity; G protein-coupled receptor activity. NCBI's taxonomy places the organism in Eukaryota, Metazoa, Chordata, Actinopteri, Cyprinodontiformes, Rivulidae. The record is from RefSeq and is a predicted model, not a curated record. Gene Ontology annotation, cellular component: membrane. Bases 4 to 939 code for a protein of 311 amino acids. The transcript has a single exon. Gene Ontology annotation, biological process: G protein-coupled receptor signaling pathway; detection of chemical stimulus involved in sensory perception of smell.
AAAAUGGAAAACCAGUCAUUAGAAUUCAGCAGUCAGUUAACAAUGGACUCAUUUGUAAUUCCACCUGGAGGAAAGUAUCCAGUAUUUAUUUUUGGUAUUGUGAUUUAUUUGUUUGGAAUGCUCUGCAACUUGACCCUGUUGUUUUUAAUUAUUCUAAAGAAGAACCUUCACAAGCCUGUGUACUUUAUCUUGUUCAGUCUCCCUCUCAAUGAUCUGAUUGGAAUAACCACAAUGCUCCCGAAGAUCCUGUCAGAUAUUGUUACAGAGACAAAUAAUAUUUAUUAUCCACUCUGUGUUUUACAGGCAUUUCUGCUGCACAUGUACGGAGGUGGAAUUCUGUUUAUUCUUGCAGCGAUGUCUUUUGAUCGUUACGUUGCCAUCUGUAUGCCGUUACGCUACAGCUCUGUGAUGACCCCGAGAAUGGUUGCUUUUAUUAUUUGUCUGGUUUGGGGUUUUGACUUAGUCUUGAUUGUAUCCAUAUUUUCAUUGCAGGCGAGGUUUGUCAGGUGCAGAUCUGUUAUCAUGAAUGUCUUCUGUGAUAACCCAUCUCUCCUGAAGCUCACGUGUGGAAACACCACAGUCAACAAUAUAAUCGGACUGUUUAACACGGCACUCAUUCAGGCUGUAAGUGUGUCCAUUCAGGCGUAUUCUUACAUCAAGAUUCUGAUUACAUGUGUGGGUAAGAGGAAAUUUGAUGCAAGAAAAAAAGCUGUCAACACUUGUGUUGCGCAGCUAAUUAUUCUGGUCAUAUUUGAGAUUGUUGCAACUUUUACUAUUUUAUCUCAUAGGUUCAAAGAUGUUUCUGUUGAUUUGCAAAAGAUUAUGGGAAUGUUGAUCUUUCUUGUACCUCCACUUCUGAAUCCGAUUGUUUAUGGCCUUUAUACAAGUGAAAUACGAAAGACUUUACUGAACAUUUUCAAAAAUAAAGUAUUUAUCUGA